This is a messenger RNA of Lycium ferocissimum, 810 nucleotides long. RefSeq lists its product as uncharacterized. The record is from RefSeq and is a predicted model, not a curated record. NCBI's taxonomy places the organism in Eukaryota, Viridiplantae, Streptophyta, Magnoliopsida, Solanales, Solanaceae. The transcript has 2 exons. Bases 1 to 810 code for a protein of 269 amino acids.
AUGGUCAAUUUACUAUUAAAGGGGUAUCUAUGGACUAGAAGCACUGACAAAGCAAAGAAAGCUCUCAUAUCCUGGGAACAAUUAUGCAAACCAAAGGCAGCAGGGGGGCUAAACUUUACUGAUAUUUUGGAGUGGAAUAGAGCAGCAAUUUCAAAACUUCUAUGGAAUCUGAGCCAUAAAAAGGACAAACUAUGGAUACUGAAGAGCAAGAAGUACUUUGAAAAGGCAGGGUAUACAUAUGCAGAUUACCUUCAUAUGCCUAAAUUCUCAAUUCAAUGCUUCUACAGAACACUACAACCUAUAUACCCCAAAGUCCCUUGGAGAAAGAUGAUUUGCAACAACUAUGGUGUGCCCAAAUGGAUAUUCACAUUCCGAGUAGCUGCUAUGGGAAGAUUAUAUACCAGAGACAGACUUGCCAAAUGGGGAAUCGCAAAUAUACUUGACUACCCACUAUGCAAUAAUGCUCAUGAGUCAAUUAGACAUCUAUACUUUAUGUGUCCCUUCUCUAACUACGUGUGGACUCAACUGUUAGCUUGGCAAGGGAUAAACAAAGCACCCCAAGACUGGGAAGUGGAACUGGCAUGGAUAUCAAGAAACACUAGGAAAUCAGGGGAGGCUGAAAUAUUUAGAAUGGUUGCUGCAGGUUGCAUAUAUCAUAUAUGGAAAGAAAGGAACUACAGAAUUUUUCAAGCCAAAACCAGGACUGCUAAACAAGUGAUCAAGACAGUCAUUCAGGAGGUCUGUUAUAGAGGAAAUGUACGAGCUGGGAUUGAGCGAAGACUGAGAGCCAUGAACUUUUACCCUGUGUAA